Messenger RNA from Plenodomus lingam JN3, 312 nucleotides. Lineage: Eukaryota; Fungi; Ascomycota; Dothideomycetes; Pleosporales; Leptosphaeriaceae. The record is from RefSeq and is a predicted model, not a curated record.
AUGUUCGAGUCUGCGGCGGUUCUACUCACCCGAAUCGCUGACCAAGUUGUCGUUUUGCUGCAGUCCAUCACCAACUACCCUGCGGUCACCCUGGUAAUGGUCGCACACAACUUCAGCAGAAACAAAAGUCUGGACCCCGCGACCGGCCGCAAUAGCCAUCAGUCUUGCACAUCGGUUGGUCUUUGCCAUCCUUGGCCGCUGGCGGAGAGGAACUGGUGCGGGGCUAUUCGUCGCAUCGGACGCAUCAGAGGACGUAUCGCCGUGUCCGGGGACGGAAGAAGCGGCACAAUCGGGUCAACUUGCCACGCGUAA